GUUCAAAUACAACGGUCGAAAAGGAAAGAGACCAACCCCAAAUUCAAAUUCAAACUCCAUCCAUCUCUCCCUCCCUCCAUUCCCCACUCAAACCACGGCAACCAUGUCAUCCUCCACCGCCACUCCUCCCACCAAAACCCCAUCGGACAAAUCAUCCCGCCGGAGACAUCGCCCCGAUUCCACGUCUCGAUUUGAGGCCUACAACCGCCUCCAAGCCGCCGCCGUAGCCUUCGGCGAAACACUCCCAAUCCCGGAGAUCGUCGCCGUCGGUGGCCAAUCCGAUGGCAAAAGCUCCCUCCUCGAAGCCCUCCUCGGGUUCCGCUUCAAUGUCCGCGAGGUCGAGAUGGGCACUCGCCGCCCCCUUAUCCUCCAAAUGCUCCAUGAUCCCUCCGCCGCAGAACCUCGCUGCCGCUUCCAGGAGGAAGAUUCAGAAGAGUAUGGAAGUCCUGUGGUUUCUGCUUCUACCAUUGCUGACAUUAUCAAGUCUCGAACCGAGGCGCUUUUGAAGACGACGAGGACCGCGGUUUCCCCGAAGCCGAUUGUGCUGAGAGCUGAUUACGCGCAUUGUCCUAAUCUCACGAUUAUCGACACGCCGGGGUUUGUUCUCAAGGCGAAGAAGGGUGAACCGGAGAGCACGCCUGAGGAGAUUCUUUCGAUGGUGAAGUCAUUGGCUGCUCCUCCACACCGCAUUAUCUUGUUCCUUCAGCAGAGUAGUGUUGAGUGGUGCUCCUCAUUGUGGUUGGAUGCGGUUCGCGAAAUUGAUCCCACGUUUAGACGGACGGUUGUUGUUGUAUCUAAAUUUGAUAAUCGACUCAAGGAAUUUAGUGACCGGUGGGAAGUAGAUCGCUAUUUGAGUGCAAGUGGAUACCUUGGAGAUAGCACUCGCCCUUAUUAUGUGGCCCUGCCUAAGGACAGAACCAAUGUUUCGAAUGAGGAGUUCCGUAGACAGAUUUCUCAGGUGGACUCGGAGGUUAUUCGUCAUCUUCGUGAGGGUGUCAAGGGAGGUUUCGAUGAAGAAAAGUUCAAGUCCUAUGUUGGUUUUGGCCGUCUGAGGGAUUAUUUGGAGUCUGAGCUACAGAAGAAAUACAAAGAAGCUGCGCCUGCAACUCUUGCAUUGCUUGAGCAACGGUGUGGUGAAAUCACUUCUGAGCUUGCCGGACUGGAUUCAAAGCUACAGGCCACUUCAGAUAUUUCUCAUCUUAGGAAAUUCGCAAUGCUGGAUGCAGCUUCUAUCAGCAACCAUGUGGGUGCAUUGAUUGAUGGUGCAGCGGAUCCUUGCCCUGAGCAGUGGGGGAAAACAACAGUACAAGAGAGGUCAGAAAGUGGUAUUGGGGUUUGGCCUGGUGUCAUUACGGAUGUAAAUCCCCCUAAUGCUACCCUUCGCCUUUAUGGAGGGGCUGCAUUUGAGAGGGUGAUGCAUGAAUUUCGUUGCGCUGCAUAUUCCAUUGAAUGCCCCCCGGUGUCACGGGAGAAGGUAGCAAAUAUAUUACUUGCCCAUGCUGGCCGAGGUGGGGGAAGAGGACUAACAGAGGCUGCUGCAGAGAUUGCACGUGCUGCUGCUAGAUCAUGGCUUGCUCCUCUUCUUGAUACUGCUUGUGAUCGGCUUGCUUUUGUUUUAGGAAGUUUAUUUGAUUUGGCUCUAGAAAGAAACCGCUGUCGUGAUUCACAAUAUGGGAUUAAAUCAGGAAACAUGGAUGGCUAUGUUGGUUUUCAUGCUGCUUUACGGUGUGCAUACAGUCGUUUCAUAAAGGAUCUCACUAAGCAGUGCAAGCAGCUUGUGAGGCACCACCUUGAUUCAGUUACCAGUCCAUACUCACAGGUCUGCUACUUCAAUGAAUUCCAACCCAGUUCUGGCCAAAAUGCUGCCACUUUCAACAAAUUCAGCCAGGCUUUCCUUGAUUUGAGCGACACGAGUUCAGCUUCCAAUCAUGAUGCAAUGAGGGAUCAGGAAAACAUACCUCCAGAAAAUAAUAACAUGCAGGAAACCACACCGGGUAAAGCUGCAGCAGAAGCUAGAGACGCUUUGCGAGAAAGCCAAAUGACUAUCCCUGAGACCCCAUCUCCUGAUCAGCCAGGUGAUCCAAAAAAGAGGGAGCUUGGAAUUUGUAAUGACCUUGGACCGAGGAAGAGGGUCUCCAGAAUGGCAGGAAAUGGAAAAAAUUCUGAGUAUAUUAGGCCGCAAAAUGGGGGCAUUUUGUUUGGAAAUGGGGAGAGAUCAGGUUCACCUUACUCAGAAAUCUGUUUAUCAGCUGCCCAGCAUUUUGCACGUAUACGUGAAGUUCUUGUUGAGAGAGGCGUGACAUCAACCAUGAACUCUGGAUUCCUAACCCCUUGCCGAGAGGGACUUCUCGUGGCUCUCAUGUUAGAUUUAUUUGCUGUGAAUGAUGAGAAAUUCAUGGACAUGUUUGUUGCUCCGGGCGCCAUAGAUGUUCUGCAAAAUGAACGAGAGUCUCUAACAAAGCGUCAGAAGACACUCCAGUCUUGCUUGAAUGAGUUUAAAAAUGUUGCUCGAGCUCUUUGAUCAGAGUUACUCACUCUCCGAGAUGCCACGAUUUUCGCUACGCUUUGGAGAAUUUGUUGUGCUUGUGAAAUUAACGAUGCAGUUCUUGUAUACCAAAUGGACCAAAUACUAUGGAGACUCCCAUAAUUUGGUGUGACUCUCAUGGAAAGAAUGCAACUUGGGUGAAGCCUCUUCACCUUCUUGUGGAAGCAUAUAUAUGUAGAUGUAAGAUGUGAGACAGAUUGACUUGUUAACGUGCAUUUAGAGGCUAACAUGAUUGGUUUGAUGUAGUCACAUUCACAGCUUGCUGAAAGCUCUUGAAUAAUCUUUCACCUCACACAACUUGCACCUUUUGCCUUUUGGUCUCAGUUGCAGAUUAUUUGAAAUGAUAAAAAAUAUACAAGCCUGUAUUAUUUUUUAAUGAAUGAUUAUUUAAUUUUAUUUUUAUUAUGUA
Lotus japonicus is the source of this 2954-nucleotide messenger RNA. RefSeq names its product dynamin-related protein 5A. Bases 104 to 2521 code for a protein of 805 amino acids. Gene Ontology annotation, cellular component: cytoplasm; microtubule; membrane. NCBI's taxonomy places the organism in Eukaryota, Viridiplantae, Streptophyta, Magnoliopsida, Fabales, Fabaceae. Gene Ontology annotation, molecular function: microtubule binding; GTP binding; GTPase activity. The transcript is spliced from 8 exons. The record is from RefSeq and is a predicted model, not a curated record.